UUCUACAGCUCCUAGUAGCCAGUCGCCAGGUCUCAAUUGUUCAUUUGCCCUUAAUUUGUUUGAAGGGUUUUGUCUAUUUGGGGUCGCCGAUCGUUCAAGAGCCGUGUGACCUUGCGUGUCUGGAGCUUCUGGCUAUAGAAAGGAAUAUCUGGAGCGCUGAAAAAGAAAAUACUCUGAUUGUGUUAAUUGUGUCUGGAGAUUCGAACCUGGGCUCAAAGACGUGGUGUUGCUUCUGAAGAUUGCAGCUGAAGUCUAGGUCUGCAAGGAGAUCCACCGGGUUCACCUCUGGCGAACAAGCAAACGGGAAUGAACAUAAAAAACCGGAUUGGAAAGUAUGAGCUAGGAAGGGUUCUUGGAGAGGGGAACUUCGCCAAGGUUAAAUACGCCAUUAACGUGGAAACGGGGCAGAGCUAUGCAGUGAAAAUCUUGGACAAGGAGAAGGUUUUCCAGUACAAAAUCGUUAGCCAUAUUAAGCGGGAAAUAUGCACGCUGAAGCUCAUUAAGCAUCCUAAUGUCGUGAGAUUAUACGAGGUUUUGGCGAGCAAGAGGAAGAUAUAUAUUGUUCUGGAGUUUGUCACUGGGGGAGAAUUGUUUGACAAAAUCGCGUGUAACGGGAAACUGCAUGAAAACGUAGCCAGAAAGUAUUUCCAGCAGCUAAUUGACGCUGUGGGAUACUGCCACAGCAGAGGUGUCUACCACAGGGAUUUGAAGCCGGAAAAUGUGCUUCUGGAUGCCAAGGGAAAUGUGAAAGUUUCCGAUUUUGGUCUCAGUGCGUUGCCGCAACAGUGUAGGGCAGACGGGCUGCUACACACAACUUGUGGAAGCCCUAACUACGUAGCCCCAGAGGUGAUUGCUGAUAGAGGCUACGACGGGGCUACCGCCGAUCUAUGGUCUUGUGGUGUAAUUCUCUUUGUUCUGUUGACGGGUUGGUUGCCGUUUGACGACAGAAAUCUUGCAGUUCUUUAUCAGAAGAUUUUCAAAAGCGAUUUCAAGUGCCCUAAUUGGCUUUCUCCCGGCGCUCGCAACUUGAUUAAAAGAAUUCUCGAUCCCAAUCCGAAAACGAGAAUUACCAUACCAGAAAUAAUAGAAAACGAGUGGUUCAAGGAAGGGUACUCCCCUGCAAAACUUGUGGAGGAGGAGGACACCAGUCUGGAUGAUGUGAAUGCCGCUUUCACAAAUGCGGAGGAGCAUCUGCUGACAGAGGAAACUGGGCCAGUUCACAUGAAUGCAUUUCAGUUGAUAGCUAUGUCUGUCAGCCUUGAUCUUUCGGGUUUCUUUGAGGAAGAGGAUGCCGCAGAAAGGAAAACCAGGUUUAUGUCCAUGCAUCCCGCCAAAGACAUUAUUGAGAAAAUAGAGGAGACGGUGAAAGACAUGGGAGGAAUUGAAGUCCAGAAAAAGAAUGGCAAGAUCAUGUUAAGACAAACGAAUCCUAAAUCCAGCAAAAAUGGACACCUGUCGGUUACAACGGAGGUUUUCGAGGUAACCCCUAGCUUGCACGUGGUUGAGCUCCGUAAAUCAUCCGGAGAUGUAGCCCUUUACAGAGAGUUAUGCAAAAAGCUCUCUGGUAAUCUUAGCUCAGAUAGUCUAUCUGGUAAUCAUAGCUCAGAUAGUCUUCCUUCAAGCGAGGUGAAAUUUGACGAAAAUAAUGCUGUAUGGAGUGCAGAGGGAGGAGUUACAUGCUCAUAAUAAUUAUUAAUCUUGUCACUAGCCUCUAUUUCAUUGUUCAAAAAAUUCAUUAUUGUACUUCUGAUUUUUUGGAAUAUAGUGGUCUAUAUUCUUGGUAGGGUUGUUUAUAGUCUUUGUAUGAGGCACUUUGUACCUUAGCGACAACUACAAGGAACGGAAAGGGGAUGUUUUUGCAUGUGACGGUCAGAAAGGUGACAAAUGCAGAAUGAGACUUGCCAGCUGAAGUACGGCACUGUUCAAUUGUUCAUCGCGCUUAUUAUUAUUAUUAUAUUACUCGGCCAAUGUAAUGAAUGCUCUCACCGAAGAUACAUGAAUGGAGAAUGAUGAGUAGUCUUGUCAAAUAUUAUAAAAAAUGGAAAUGGUAAAAAUAUUUGUGCUGGA
Messenger RNA from Cryptomeria japonica (Japanese cedar), 2067 nucleotides. RefSeq names its product CBL-interacting serine/threonine-protein kinase 26. Gene Ontology annotation, biological process: signal transduction; protein phosphorylation. Gene Ontology annotation, molecular function: ATP binding; protein kinase activity. Lineage: Eukaryota; Viridiplantae; Streptophyta; Pinopsida; Cupressales; Cupressaceae. Bases 307 to 1686 code for a protein of 459 amino acids. The transcript has 14 exons. The record is from RefSeq and is a predicted model, not a curated record.